Molecule: messenger RNA, 3337 nt
Organism: Ostrea edulis (European flat oyster)
Lineage: Eukaryota; Metazoa; Mollusca; Bivalvia; Ostreida; Ostreidae
Product: DNA endonuclease RBBP8-like
Exons: 12
Coding region: 171-2930 (919 amino acids)
Biological process (GO): DNA double-strand break processing involved in repair via single-strand annealing; double-strand break repair via homologous recombination
Cellular component (GO): site of double-strand break
Molecular function (GO): double-stranded DNA binding; damaged DNA binding; double-strand/single-strand DNA junction binding
Source: RefSeq, a predicted model, not a curated record
UUUUUCAAUCGGGAUCGGCGCUCACGUUAGACCAGUUGCAAGCGCGAAAGACAAAACAAAAGCCUUGAAAUGGCAAAACGACGAAGCUAACCACUGAAAUAGGCUUAAAAUGGAAUUCACACGAAGGAGGACAAAGUGAAAGUUCAACAGAUGAAAAUUCCUAUGAUUCCAUGAUGGAGAGGACCUGUGCUGAUGUCAUUAAAGAAGCGUUGAUACUUCACACCAAAGAAAACAAUGAUCUCCAACAUCAAAUACAACACUGGAAAAAGAAAUAUGACUCUCAGCAAAACCAGAAACAGAGAUUACAAGAUGAAUGUAAAGCUUUUGAAUCCAAAACCAUCAGCCUGCAGAGCACAAUAGAGAGUUUGAAAGAGCAGAUUAAAGGUCUCAAAGAGAGCCUCAGUUCUAGAGAAAACCCGAGCUUGACCUGCAAGAUGUGUGACCACCUCCAGCGGAUGAACAACAGUUUGACGGAGGCUUACAGCAACAACGUGAGGGAGAAGGACCGGAGGAUAGCAGACCUAGAAAAUCAGCUGUUUGAAUAUACCAGAAAUUCUACAUCAGAAAAGCAAUGGGACACAUCAAACAAUACUCCAAACAAACAAAGGGAGCAACGCAAGGCAUCGAAAUACAACAAUUUAAGGAGUGACAGUCCAGACUCUACUAGUCGCAACACACCAAUCAAACCGAACCUGAUAGCAAAAGACACACCAAUAGGGGCAAAAGAUGUUAAACAUCCAGGGUCCAGCUCAGACGAGGUCGAUAAGUCCUCCACAUUUAGCACUAUAGAUGAAAAAGGUCCCAAGUUGCGAUUAAAGUCGAGAAAGCGUAACAGAUAUACAGAAGAUUCUUCCCCGGAAAGCAAACAUCCAAAAUUUGGGUACCGAGGUCAUCCGGAUGAAACAUUGGGCCAAGUCUUGGUUCCUGAGACCUGUGACCCAGACAUCGUCACUGAGGACCAGGAGUGGUCACCAAAGAAAACUGAGGGGGGUGAGGUUAUCUAUCCCAGUGAGGGAAGGCUGUCAGACUCCGAGACAGGGGGUCAGGGGACCUCUGACAGUGAGAAUGACACAGUGAAGGAGGGUAUCAAGAGUCACUACAGUCUCCGCAGUUCUCUGUUUAACGGGUCUUCGGAGGAAUCAGACUGUGUCCUCAAAUCACCGAGGGGGAAAGGUGAGGAAAAAUCAGACUGUGUCCUCAAAUCACCGAGGGAGAAAGAUGAGGAAAAAAGGAGAAUUGAAAACUUGUCAGACAGUGCUAAACAGCCCUACAAAUCUAAUGAACAGACUGGGGAAACAGAGGAAAAGAGAGUUAAAAGCUCAUUAGACAGUGUUAAACAGCCCUACAGAUCUCAUGAACAGACUAAGGAAACAGAAGAAGUUUUACCAUUAGACGGGAAAGGUGAUGGUUAUAUCCAGUCUUCUCCCAUAUUCCAGGUUUACAGGAAAUCCAAUCAGGAGUCGCCUGACAUACAUCAUGGCGACACCCAUGCCGAUUCUGAUGCAGAGUCUCCAUUAUUACUGAAGGUCACUAGGAGUUCAGAGGACAAAUCAAAGGACUUUACCAGUCCAGCACAGACCAGGCUGUUUGAUGAUGACGACAUCAGCAUUGUGUCUCCUGAUGCCAACAGCAGCAGCUCAUUUGGAAAAUUCAGAUGCCUGUCUCAAGGUAGACGAAGAGGAAAACUGAACCAGAGCAAGUUAUCCACUUCUUUUGAGAGGAAGAAGAAAAUGGAGACAGGUGAUGAUUGGUUGGUCUCUGCAAAACCGACGAUGAAGGACUCGCCGACCCUCAGGCAGAGUACGCUUAGUCAGGUGUUUAUGAACGUUCAAUCAAAACCACACCCAGAAAAACCGACUGAGUGUGACGAUAUCCAAAAAGCCAUAGAAUUGUCCCUGGCUGAGGUGUCACAUAACCUGGAGAAAAAUAGUCGUGAGAUUUCCAAUGUGAUUAAGGCUCAGAAAGAGAAUCUUUCACCUUUUAAGAGACCUCUGACACCAAGGAAAUGUAAAAACACUGCGAGAAAGUUUAAUAGUCCAAAAGGCAAGAUGCGAAAUAAAAGAAGUCAGUCUAUUGACUGUGACCCUGAUGAAACAGUUCCUCCGUGUACACUAAGUGUUGGAGAAACUGAAAUAUCCCAGGGUCCGGUGACUGCACUGCCCCCUAUAAAUCGUAGCAUAGACCCAGAUGUGCAGUUAUCAGUGUUGUGUGACUCCCAAAGUCUGAAAUCAGAAGACUUACCAGACAUAGAAGAGCCGGAUUCAGAAGGUGACAAAAUGAAGGAUUACAGUGACAGUUCCCUUAUUGGGAAUCCAACGGACUUCAGGAUUGAAGACUUGAAGAAAUCUAAAUAUCCACUUACCUCCACUUGUACUGAUGUGGAUCAUCCUCCAGGAGGGGAACAGGAGUCACAGUCCAUUUCAUGUAGUUAUAAGUUUGGAGGAGGCAGGCGGAGAUUUAUCAGGAUUCCUGAAAACUUCUCAGAAGGUCCAGAUAACCAUACCCAAAAUGUUGAAGGGGAAUGUUUUGUUCCGGGUCAUGAAGACAGCUUUGAUAGAGUACCCGGAAAGGAGCAGCCAAACUUUGCUCAUGUCGAUGUUGUCAGGAAACAAGACGAACGAAGAAAACUUCCAGCACAUAAGUGUGAUGAGUGCAGAGAGUACUUUGAGGGGUUGGGUCUCCCUGAGGAGGAAAUAUUGAAGAGGAUGCAGACCUGUUCCAGACACCGUGCAAAACAUGCACCUCCGGGAACACCAAAACACUUCUGGGACAUUGGUAUGGAGGACACCAUGGAUUACGAAGAGCAGGGUUAUGUUGAUACAAAGGACCACAAUAUAGGAAAGCCUCGAUUUAGAAGGAAGCGGCAGCUGAAUAAAAUCUUUAAAUCAAAAAAAGAGGAAGAGGAACUAAAACAGUUUGAGGAGCAGUGAACGUGGCUCUAUUUAUGAAGAGGCACUAAAACAGUUUGAGGGGCAGUGAAUGUGACUCUAUUUAUAUAAUCCCUCAGGAAUGAAUUAGGUAGAAACUUAUUCUCAGGAACUCAGUGAACAUUGUUGAAUAUAAACUUGGUUAAAUCAUUUGUAUAUGAAAAGUUACUUUAAUGAUAUUGUAUAGAAAGACAACUUUUACAUAUGAAAUGAAGUCUGAAAUUUUUUUUACAUAUCAAUUUAAAUUUUACAUGUACGUAGGCCUAUAUGUAUCUUGUUUGUGGCUGAAUGUUAAACAUCCGCUAUCCAAAUUAUUUACUUAUUUAUUCAAUGCAUUACUUAUGGAUACAGACGAACAAUAUAUGUGUAUUAAAUGUAAUAAAAUCAAUGGUUGGUUACAUAUGUUGAAA